AAACAUAUCAUAUCGUUCAGCUGACGCUCGUUUUCGCUUUAGCGUUCGUGCUUCGUGUUAAAAGUUAAAAUGUCGAAAGAAAAUUCAGAAAGCAGCCCUAGCUGCCUGCAUUGCAGAGUGCACGAUUCAAAACAGACAUUUCAUGAGAUCUUCGACGAUGUCGGCAUUGACAUCGAAUUGCCAAAUUUACUGGCCAAGUAUUUUCAAUUAAGUGUCAAGCCCGAUCCAAAAAAACAGCAGUUGUUGUGCCUAGAGUGUGUGAAUACGCUAAUUCGAUUCUUUGACAUCGACGAACUGCAAAGAGAACAGGAUGCGGCAAAUGCUGCCAAGAAGGAUAGGCCACUCGGUAAAAAUGACACCAAGACUGCGAGCGAGACAUCAUCGACAACUCCCGCCAAGGCUGAAGCGAAGCCUACAAAAAAACAGGCGUCACCGGCGGCUAAAGCAAAAAUUGAGCCCAAAAAGGAAAUCGCUAAAUUGCCGGUCAAGCCAAAGCCUGCUCCGGCUCCGGUUGCUGCGCCUGCAGCUGCAACCCCUCCACAUGCAGAGGAGUCCGUCGCUGUACGCAUUAGCAAAGGCAAAACAUUGACUGUGACACCAAAACGUAUAGAGAUCAAGCCCAAAUCGAAAGCCAGUGUAGAGAAACCAGUGGGUAAGCGAGGCAACUCUAAAGAAGCUGAUUCAGGGGAACAGGAGCAGAUAGGCGCACUGCUACGUGACAUAUUCGGAGAGGAAAAGAUGGUGGCCAAAGAAAAACUCAUUGAGAUAGCAGAAGCAGUGCAGCAGUCGGAAAACAUCGAUAACGAGGAGCAGAAACAGUUGGAGGAAAAUGUGCAAGAAGAGGAGCAGUCCCUCAAGGAACCGGACAACCCAGACGUUGACGAGCUGGAGUUUUUGCUGGAGGGUGACUCCUCGGAUUUGGAUGUGCCGCAAUUGAAGACAGAGAAGCGCUCCUCACAUGAUACAACGCAAUCCCAAAACGAAAGCGAAAGCGAGAAUGAAACUCACAAAGUUGAACCCUUCAACUUUGUCUUAAUUAGAGAAUCCGACGACGUUGGAGAUCUGUAUGAAUACCUAUCGACUGUAGUGAAGACCUGCUUUGAGACCUUGUCCUUUGACUGGGCCACCGUCUGUCAGCAUUGCUCGCUGAAGUGCGGCAAAUUUGAAACUCUUUUGAGUCAUAUGCUUAAGUGUCAUCAGAUGUCUGGGCAGCAGUUCAAGUGUCCCACUGGAGGCUGCGACAAGCAGCUGCGUGGACGCAAAUUCCUGGCCAUGCACUUGGUUCUGAUGCAUGCUCCAGUAGCAGAAAUACCGAUUUAUGGCAGCUGUCCGGAGUGCAACCUGACUUUCUCGAAUAUAUUGCAGUACAACAAACACUCUUGCGCCCAUGUGAUCAAGAAGCGUCGUGGCAUUCGCUUGUAUUGCGAAAUGUGCGGCCUGGAGUUUCCCUCCUGGAAACGAUUCAACUUUCACAAUCAAUUUCAUUUGGAGCGACAUCGACCACGCGCCUGCUUUGUGUGCGAUUAUGCGGACAACAACAUUGAUGAGCUCUUCCAGCACUUGCACUACUCUCACGAACCGGAGGGUUCGCUCUUUUGCGAUCUCUGUGAUCGCACUUUCCGUGAUGCUGCCAUCUUUGCAGAUCACAACAAAUCCCAUACGAAUGUCACCACCAACACAUACACCUGCAGCGAGUGCAACGCUAGCUUUGACACACGCGGUCGUCUCAAUGGACACAUGCGCAUCACCCAUGGCACUGUCAUCAGUUGUGAGAUGUGCAAUCGCGAAUUUGCCACAGAAGCCAGUUACAACGUACACAUGAAGAAGCAUCUGAUUAUCGAACGUGAGGUGCAUGUGUGCAACAAUUGCGGUUUACUCAGUGAGAGCAAUGACAAGAUGACGGCUCAUGUCGAGAAUGAGGAUUCGGUUUGCUUUGGUGUCGAUAUCUAUGUGGAACUCCUAAGAGAUGCCUACAUCUGUGAAUACUGCUCUACUUACUAUAAGACAAAGUCGGAUUUGCGUGCUCAUCGUGAUUCGGGGCUGCACAAGGAUGGUGUCUUCUGUUGUCAGCCGUGUGGCAAGGAGUUUAACGACAUGAAAUUGUAUCGGCAUCACAUGCGCACCUAUCAAUUGCAGCGCGCGGAUGUGGCACAUCGCAAGUUAGAGAUUUGCCUGUACUUUAUGUGCGACUAUGAGGAUUGCACUGAGUCGUACAUCAGUUGGAAUUCAUUGUAUACACACAAGCGCCGCACUCACGAUCUGGCCGAGAAGCUGGAUGCCAAGCCGAAGGCCGAUGAAUGGAUCUGUCAAUUCUGUCAGAAGCAGUGUCGCUCCAAAAUGUCACUCUCGGUGCAUGUGGCACGGAGUCACAACAACAACAAUGUUGCUUGCAAGCUGUGCAAAGCUUCUUAUAAAGAUGACGAGGCGUUGAAGAAACAUCAUGCUUACUGGCAUGAACCCGUGGAGUGUUCGUUGUGCUUCAAAGUUGUAAAGAAUCGUCGCAACUUUGACACACAUAUGAAUGUAGUGCAUUCGGAUAACAAGCGUUAUGCUUGCAGCGUUUGCCAAAAGGGUUUCUAUCACAAGAGCGAAAUGGAAGCCCACAAGCGACUGCAUAAUCAAUCGUAUAGCUGCGAGAAAUGCAGCUUCAUCACAAGGAGUAAGAAAUCAUUGGCAGUUCAUGUGCUGGGGCAGCAUUACAGACGCUUUGCAUUCGAGUGCAAGCAGUGUACUAAACGCUUCGGCCGUCAACAGGGCUUAACCAACCACAUUUUGCGAGUGCAUUCCACUAAAUUCACAUGUCGCGAUUUCCUCGAAGGCGGCUGCAACAGAGCCUUCAACACAUCGGCACAGUUGACGGUCCAUGUGCGCAAGGUGCACAACAGCAGCAUUAGUGUGACUGAAGAUGUUGACGACGAGGCCGUGGAUCUGGAGCCAGAGGAGGAAGAGCAGCAGGAAGAGCAAGAGCAGCAAUCAAUAAGAAAAUCGAAGCGACAGAGGACGACAGCAUCUUCUCCAUUGGAAAAGAAGCGUUGCGUUCGUCUCAGUAACGACACGCUGAUCGAAUUUAUAAAUGCCGAAUCGAAGGAGGAUCAGAAGAACGCUACAGACUCGGAGAUUUUCGAGGAGUUGCAGGAGAGCAAAGCCAACAUCUUGCCGCCAAAGCGAAGGAAAAGACAAUGUUAAAUUUUGCUAAAGCAGUUUAUUUAGCUGUUUCUUUAUUUCCGAUUUGAUUUAAGUAGUUGCUACCCAUAAAUUGAACACAAAACUCAUGUCGGUAAAUGGACACACAUGCUCCCAAAUGCCAUGUCAUAUUUUUGAUUUCAUUUGUAUUAAUUCAAAAUUUAAAUAUUACUUUUAAAUAAGUUAAUUUCAUUCCUAUCACUUUCACAAUGCGUCAACUGUCUCUGCAUCCAUUUUAGUUUUGUCUUUUUUCACUUUUGCCAUUCAUUUUAUUUACAUUUGCAAUUUGAUAGUGACGUUGUCCUUCUAUCCAACUAUAAAAGCUAAUGCUACCAAAUGUUGGGUGUAUCAUCCACCCUUAUAUAUCAACCCUCACAUAGUUGAGCUAAAUUAUUAGCUAAAAAAGAAUUUAAUUUGUUUGCAAGCAAUUGAAAUGUUUCGUAUUUUUCUUGUAUUAGCUAAAGCCUGUUACAGGGUAUCUGCAAGUCUUGCUCUAUUCAAUAUGUACAUAUUACACUAGUAUGUUUUAUUACGGCAGCAAUUUUGAUUUGAUUUAUUUAAGCAAUUAUGCAUUUUGCAGUUUCUUUUGGUCAUUAAAA
Molecule: messenger RNA, 3782 nt
Organism: Drosophila albomicans
Lineage: Eukaryota; Metazoa; Arthropoda; Insecta; Diptera; Drosophilidae
Product: zinc finger protein 616
Exons: 11
Coding region: 70-3186 (1038 amino acids)
Source: RefSeq, a predicted model, not a curated record